Molecule: messenger RNA, 1209 nt
Organism: Alternaria novae-zelandiae
Lineage: Eukaryota; Fungi; Ascomycota; Dothideomycetes; Pleosporales; Pleosporaceae
Exons: 4
Coding region: 1-1209 (402 amino acids)
Source: RefSeq, a predicted model, not a curated record
AUGGCUGAUUUCGAAGACACGCUGAAGAAGUGUGAAAAGACCCUGGAGCCAUACGCUGAACAUCUCGUCGAUAAGAAGAUGACCGUCAAGAAGUUCAUCUUCACGAUCAGAUACAUCGGGAUGGAAAAGGAGAUCGAUGGGCUGAGGAAACAGAUCAGCGGCCAUUACCAAGCGCUGAACAUGUGCAUUUCCUUUCUGCAAUUGCGGCUACAUCUCGAGGCAACCAAGCAGACUCAGCGUCUUCUCGACGCUGCGCCGUCUCGUACAGUAAAUCUAGGCGGCCGCGCUUACUCCACAAACACUCUUAGUGUUCCAAGCAACCGCGCACCACUGGCACUCGCGUCUUCCGACGAACACCCGUUGUUCAGCGAAUGGAAAAUCUUUGAUCGAUGGCUGCAAAGUGAGGACGAACGUGUUGCUCAAGAAGCGGGACUAUCGCGGCCUCUUUCUCUGGGAGACACACCUGCUACGUUUUCUACUGGUGAUGUUCAGACAGCUGCUGUACUAUAUCAUCUGAGACGGCAGGUCGAUGACGCGAUUUUCAUCGAGGAGAAUCGCGCAAAGCGAGCUACGGCGGAGAAACGCUCACACUUGGUCCCAAGCGACGCGAUGAAGCAGCAGGUCCGCAACAUGCCACCAGCUCCAUUGCGAACCUAUACCCUCGAGACAGAUCACUCCGGGAACUUCACCAUGUUUGGCCAAGACAGCUUGACGGAUGGUGGGCUCGUUACGUCUGAGGUCUUGAUCCUGCUGUUUUACACGAGCGCAUUGGAAGAGGACGGGCACUGGGUCGAGGAGCCGCACUACGCAUUCGAAUGGCUCACGGAGUCGGUCUAUAAGAAAGACAGUGACAAGCUUACGCUUCUCUUCUCAAAAGACGCACCGCGUUGGGCGACUGAUAAGCUUUUCAAACGCCGCAAGUCAUCCACACAGACGGAUUCCGAAGCAGCGAAUCCGUCUCGCAAGAAACGCAACGACUCUAUGGAAAUGCUACGGUUUUCUCGAUCAGACAGCGUUACUUCAGGGUCGUUGAGCGGCUCGCCGAUUCCUUUGAAAGAUAUAUCGGGAGGUGGUGGUGGUUUCUCGAGGGCUGCUAAUCUGAAUCGGUUUGGGUAUUCGGCGUUAGAGAUCAAGUUCCAGAGCAGGAAGGACAGGAUGGCGUUCUUAGACAUCUGGAAACAGUACGUCAAGCCGCUGAGUGUGUCCUGA